Molecule: messenger RNA, 2051 nt
Organism: Oncorhynchus tshawytscha (Chinook salmon)
Lineage: Eukaryota; Metazoa; Chordata; Actinopteri; Salmoniformes; Salmonidae
Product: gastrula zinc finger protein XlCGF17.1-like
Exons: 2
Coding region: 289-1425 (378 amino acids)
Biological process (GO): regulation of transcription by RNA polymerase II
Molecular function (GO): DNA-binding transcription factor activity, RNA polymerase II-specific; RNA polymerase II cis-regulatory region sequence-specific DNA binding
Source: RefSeq, a predicted model, not a curated record
GCGAUGCUGCCAGCGUGACGUAUAAUCUAGUGGACGGUUCUUCAGAAACAGCUCGUCAACCACCAAGGUAGCUUGCUGUCCAACAUAGCGUAUAAAUAGUUUGAAUAUUUCGGCUAUCGAUGUAUAUUAGCUACUGUGUUUUAGACACACUUCUGUCGUAUCUACUUGUUAACCUAUUUCAUUUAAUUUGACGUUAUUUUGUAUUAGGCAGCUAUAGUAGCUGGCUGGUUAAGUUAGCACUAGCCUAGUCGCUAACGAUAGCUAGCUAGCUAGCUAACAUCCCCGAACAUGAGCUCCCUAAACUACUCUCCUCCUGUUAAAGAAGAGGAGGGCUGCUGGACGGAGGAAGAAGCUCUGGGGCUGAACAUUGUCGCGAAAGAGGAGAAGGAAGAGGAGGAUGUCACAGUAAAACAAGUAGAGGGUGAUGCUGUUACAGUGAAAGAAGAAGAGAAAGACGUUUCAGUGAAAGAAGAGGAAGACGCGUUCAGAGUGAAAGAGGAGGAGGAUGUUACAGUAAAAGAAGAGGAGGAAGAUAAAGAUGAGGAUGUCGUUUUUGGAGUGAAGAAGGAAGGGGAGAUUACUGUCACAUUGAAAGAUGAAGAGGAGGAGAUAGGAGAUCUGAUUAACACCAGAGAGAGAGGUGACUAUCGUGGAUCCUCUGGGGAGCCUCAACAACCGCAUGAUGCUGACGAGACAGAGAAGAGUCUCUACAGACCAGGACACCUCAAGAAGCACCAGCAGAGACCCAAAGGAAAGAGAACUCACCGCUGCUCUGACUGUGGGAAGAGUUUUGUUUUCUCAGGACAAUUAAAAUCACACCAGAGAACGCACACAGGAGAGAAAUCAUAUGGCUGUGAUCAAUGUGGGAAGAGUUUUACUACAUUUAACAAUCUGAUGAUACACCAGAGAACACACACAGGAGAGAAACCUUAUAGCUGUGAUCAAUGUGGUAAUAGUUUUGUUUCAUCUGGCCUUCUGACUGUACAUCAGAGAAUACAUACAGGAGAGAAACCAUAUAGCUGUACUCAAUGUGGGAAGAGUUUUACUCAGCUAAGCAACCUGAUAUCACACCAAAGAAUACAUACAGGUGAGAAACCUUAUAGCUGUACUCAAUGUGGGAAGAGUUUUACUCAGUCAACCAGCCUGAUAUCACACCAGAGAACACACACAGGAGAGAAACCUUAUAGCUGUGAUGAAUGUGGGAAGAGUUUUGCUACAUCUAGCAAUCUGACACUACACCAGAGAACACACACAGGAGAGAAACCUUUUAGCUGUGAUGAAUGUGGGAAGAGUUUUACUACAUCUAGCAAACUGACUCUACACUACAGAACACACACAGGAGAGAAACCUUUUAGCUGUUCUCAAUGUGACAAGAGAUACUAUGAUAAAUGUUCUCUGAUUACACAUCAGAAAAUACAUGCAUGAAGGCGUUGUUUCAUGAUAUCAAUGAAAUUACGUCAGCAUGUAGAAUGUUUAACAAUGUACAAGGAGUAUUUUAAUGAUGUCACAAUAUAGAACCCUAAAUGUUUGCCCCCUGUUCUAUUGAUUUCAACAUGAUAUGGAUAUUAGCCUCAGGGGGGAAAUCCAGGCUCUGAAUUGAAAGAGUACUAUUUAUAUGAUUUAACAAAAAGUGAGUAACAAACAAGUUCUGUCUUACACUUACUAUGUUGGUGGCCCACUUUAAUCACGAGUUACACUUGUUACACAAAUUUGAUUUGAUUUGAAUAAAAAUGUAGCUAGAUGUUUUCUACAAAUAGUCCUCAACCAGUGAUGUACACAUUACUCUCAGAUUCCGUGUGGUGUUUGAGCUGUUCGUUUAAACAGGACGUGCAACCUCAUCUCCCUCCUCUCGGCAGAAUUGAUUUCAACAUGAUAUCAAUGAGUGAUGACAAAUAAGUGUUGCCCUUAUUUGUUUAGCGACCCCUAAAUUUAAAUGCAUCUCUCCAAAAUGUAGCUGACUGUCUUCUGCAGAUUGUCCUCUAACCAGUGAGGUGAAAGAUAUCUCCUAUUUCCAUGUGGUUUUUUUAGUUGUGUUAGGUACAACCUGAUUU